AUGAAUUCAUUUUUGCAAAAACUUGAAAAAAGAAAAAAUAAACUUACCAAAGAAGAUAGAAUUGAGAAACCAGAAGUUUCAGAAGAAUGCACAGAAAAGCAUAAAGAGUAUAAAAAAAUUCAAGUUAUAGAUGAAAGAGAUACAGUUUUAUCAAAUUUGCAAAAGGAAUUGGAAAAUAUAAAUAA
Scutellospora calospora is the source of this 185-nucleotide messenger RNA. NCBI's taxonomy places the organism in Eukaryota, Fungi, Glomeromycota, Glomeromycetes, Diversisporales, Gigasporaceae. The record is from the annotation of a GenBank genome assembly.